Messenger RNA from Vespula vulgaris, 1880 nucleotides. RefSeq names its product small ubiquitin-related modifier-like. Gene Ontology annotation, biological process: protein sumoylation. Bases 312 to 608 code for a protein of 98 amino acids. The record is from RefSeq and is a predicted model, not a curated record. Gene Ontology annotation, cellular component: nucleus; PML body. Gene Ontology annotation, molecular function: protein tag activity; ubiquitin-like protein ligase binding. Lineage: Eukaryota; Metazoa; Arthropoda; Insecta; Hymenoptera; Vespidae. The transcript has 5 exons.
UAUUCUAUUCUAAAUACCAUUUCAAUAUUGAAAUCGUUGAAACAUCUGAAGUUUGAUAUUAGUUGAAAAUCUGAACUUGAGUUAGAAAAUUGUGCGUUAUAUAUAAAUAGGAAGAACAGAUAUUAUUUGCAAGAUCAGUGUACGUUAUAAAAUGCGUUUUAGAACGUAAAUAUACGAAACGUUAAAAAUUUUUUAUUUUUGAAGUAGAGAAGGCUGUGAAACUGACAAAAGCGCGCCGCCAUAUUGCGUGCUUGUGUUUAGUUACUGUUCUGGCGCGUGGUCAAGAAUUAUUAUACUCUUAAUUAAUUACCAUGUCCGAGAAUCAGGAACAGAAACCUGAAGCCGGCCCAGGAGACGCGAAUUCUGAAUACAUCAAGCUAAAAGUCGUUGGAAAUGACAGCAACGAAAUUCACUUUAGGGUAAAGAUGACCACCCAAAUGGGCAAGCUUAAGAAAUCGUACAGUGAUCGUGUGGGUGUACCUAUGACAUCUCUAAGGUUUCUUUUUGAUGGUAAAAGAAUUAAUGAUGAUGAAACACCAAAGCAGUUGGAAAUGGAAAAUGAUGAUGUAAUUGAAGUAUAUCAAGAACAAACAGGUGGUCUCUACUGAAAAAAUUACAAAUUAAUAUCAUGCAAUUUGGUUUUCAUAUUUUCUAAAGUGAAAGUGACUAUCAUAAGAAAAGGACAAGUUUAUUAAUAUGCAUAUAUAUGUUAAAGAAAAACAGUAUGUAGUUCCAUUUUCAUAUAAUAUUCUAAAUGUGCUGUUCUACAUUCCUGUAACAAGGCAAGUCUAAGGACCAGCAACACAAUCAAUUUUUUGUAAUGUAUACAUUCAUUGGUUAAAAAAUCAGUUAAGGCGAAUAAUUGAGACUAUCGGUUCUAUGAGAAUAUUCUAUGUUUUUCGUAUUAUACAUAAUCCCCUGUUUAAUUAAUUAGCUGUAGAUGUCAAAAGAAAAAUUCAUUAUUAGUUCCGUUAAAAGUAAAACAAAAAAGUAAAUUUUAGAUAAUAUGAACGUGGUUUAAUAAAAUUGUUGCAUUUAAGGUACAUCUGUAAUAAAAAAAAAAGUAACAACAAUAAUAUUUUUAUUUGCCCUCACAAAUAUGGUUUUCUAGAGAACUUGUAAAAAUGUGUGUAUGUGUAUUAGUUUUUAGACAUACAAUAUUAUGCUAAUUUAUUAAUACAAAUCAUAAUAUUUCUAAAGAGUUACACAAAAUAAUUACAUUUUUGUGUAAGUAAUGUGGAUGCUUGCUGUAUUUAAAGUAAUCAUAUACUAUAUAAGAAAAUAAUAGUUUAAUUUUACAGCAAAAAAUAAUAUAUGUUGAGCAAUAAGUAUUCAAAAUAUAUAAAAAAAAAACUAAUUAAAGAAUAUUUUAUAAAAAUUAUACUUGAAAUAUCAGUUUGUCAUGUAUUUCCAUAUUCUUUAUAUAUAAAUAUUAAUUUUUUUAUCUUUACAUAUACAUACAUACAUACAUACAUAUAUAUAUAUAUAUAUGUAUGUAUGUAUGUAUGCAUGUAUAUAUCUGUAUAUGUAUAUGAGCAUCCCCAUUAUAGUAUCUAUUUGGCCAUUUAAAAUAAUACAAUUUUUACAAUUGUAAUAAAGUUUAUUCUAGCAGAGAGGCAAGUGAAUUUCUUUCUGUAAUGUAAUAAAGAACAUGAUUCAAUACUCUCUUAUAUAUACUUAUUUUUUAUAUUCACAAUAAUUUAUUAUCUAUAACAGACAUGACACACAUUUUUAUUAUUUCUAAAAGAUAUGGCACAUUUAAGAGGAUAAAACUUGCCGAAGUAAUAUUGAAGUUAUAAUAGUUUUUUAAUUAUAUGUGAUUAAUUUUGUAUUUAAAUACUUAUAAUCUUAGAAAUGAAUAAAAUAACCUUUCAUGAAUA